AUGACGACGCAGAAAGAGCCAUCACUAGACUUAAGUUUCAAAGAAUUGGAAGAGUUUUUUUUCGAGGAUCUUAAUCAGCAUAUCCAAUCACAAGGACUCAUUCAAAAUUUUAGGAGUGACGGGCAAUGCAAAAAUAUCCUACCACCAGGAAUCGAUAUAUGUAUUCCUAAUAGAUUUGACCCAAAAAUACCUCGAAACUUAUUAGCGGAUCAAAAGGUUUACAUGGGAAUAUCGUCGUUAAACCAAUCCAUUCUUCCCAUCAAUGAAACCUUUCAGCAAAAUGUGAAUCUCAACAAGAUACCCCAAAUUUUAUUUACAUGCAAUGCAAAGCCUAUUUCAAAUAAUAAUUAUGACAAACAAUUUAUAAAUAGAUACGAAAAUAUUCUAUCGGCUUCUUCUUUGCCCCCCUAUUCUAAUAACAUUCAAACUUUAUUAGAAGACCCUUCAAAAUUUCCGAUAGAAACGGUUAAUAACAUGAAAAUAAUAAAUCCGGUAGAUUCCAGAUUAAUAACUAACAAAAAUCAUAUUAUCAAUCCAAUACACCCCAUCCAGCAUGCUUCAAAUAUUGAAACUUCUCAUAAUAUAUAUAUGAUUGACAAAAAUUUGACUAGAAAUCAAUUCAAUAAUCAAUCUAACUUGCCGGAUAGUCCUCCCGAUUCUGGUUCAGAACCUUAUUCACCCCCACAAGAUGGUGCAUGUCAAGUCAACAAUAACAUAAACCAACUUCAAUCGAUUCCCAAUAGAGAUUGCCAUUUAUUACAAUUUCAAGAUCCUGUCAAUAUUUUUAAAGAUGUGCAAUUAAUUGAUUUAAAUUAUAAUGAAAUUCAGAAUUGGGCAUCUACUAAAUAUACAAAUUCAAACUCUAAUAUGCAAAACAACAUUAAAUAUUCUCAAAAUAUAGACAAUGGAAAAUUAAUUCUGAACUAUCCUAGCAGUCUACAGGGAAGAAGUCCAAAUGAUGAUGUUAACUUAGUGAACUCAAACAAUGAUUGUUUUAAUAAUACGAAUACUAGAAAUUUGGCGAAUGCAGACGCAUUUAACAGUCGGUUUGAUCUAAACCCCAGAGAAUGUCUAAUUAAAGAUAAAGUUAAUACGCUCGUUCCGGUGACGUACCGUAAUAAAAAUAACAUCGAAAUUUCCACUAAUAAUGAAGUGAUAAAAAAUAUUUAUGACAUUCCCAGCAUUCUUUCUAACGAAUAUAUGCAGAUAAACAAAUCUUCUGGGUUGUAUCCAAGUCUUAACAAAAUGUCGCAGCUCUUACUUGAAGCACCGGCUAAAGAGAAAGGUAAUGAUGGUAUUUUAGAUGAAAGCUUUAUUAAAAAUUAUUCAAAAUCUCAAGUACCAAAAUUUAAAACAGCAAAUUUAAACAAUGAACUAGUACCCUGCGGAGAACAUAAUAUCAAUAAAAAACGCAAAAAAGUUUCAGAAGAUACAAUGGAUGUAAUAUAUUCUCAAAAUAACGAUCUUGUAAGCUUUCAGUGUAUUCAAUGGCAUACAUUUCAACCAACUACCUGGAGUUCACUCUAUACCCAAGAUCUUGCACCCUUAUCGACACCCUCAUUUACUGUAAUAGCUGAUAAAGGAUUUAAUUAUUCGACAGUUGACGAAUCUUUUGUUUGUCAAAAGAAAAAUCAUUUCCAAAUCACAAUGGAUAUAUGUUUACAAAAUGACCCGAAGUUCUUAAAAUUAUCUUCUGGAUUAUUCAAACCGAUACGGAAUUUUUAUGCAAUAUUUUAUGGAGUCAAAGCAGAAUCGGUUUCACAAAUAAUCAAAAUUGAGCAAUCUCAAUCUGAUAGGAGCAAAAAAUCAUUCAAUCCAAUCCAAUUGUCACUCGUUCUUGGAAAACCUCAGAAGAUAACCAUAGGGCGGCUGCAUUUCAGCGAAACAACUAUAAACAAUAUGCGAAAAAAAGGCAAACCAAAUCCCGAUCAAAGAUAUUUUUUAUUAAUAGUUGCGUUAUGCGCUCGUGUAGGCAAAGUAAACAAUGAUUUCAAACCAAAUGAAAGUGUUAACGCUAAGAUGGCUAGAUUUGAAAACGAAGAUUUUGAGGAUCAUAUUUUGUCCGCCUUUGCCUCUGAAAAAAUUAUUGUUAGGGCCUCUAAUCCUGGUCAAUUCGAUAACGAUCCUGAUUCUACCUGGCAAAAGGGUCAAGGGGCUGAGACUAUAUGUCAUAUGGGCCAAGUUGGAAUUAACACCGAAAACCCUGAUGAGAGUUUAGUCGUUCAAGGAAAUAUAAAAUUAACGGGCCAUAUUUUGCAACCUUCAGAUAUUAGAAUUAAAACAAACAUUGUGGAGCUUGAUACGAAACAACAAUUGCAUAACGUAUCACAAAUCAAACUUUAUCAUUACAAAUAUGAUUCAGCACAAGUGGGAGACUUUGUUAGAGAAGGAGAUUCAUUAAGUGAUACCGGGGUGAUAGCCCAAGAACUUGAAAAGGUUUUGCCAGAGGCCGUAAAAAAGUCUGGUUGUUGGCAUUUGCCAAAUGGAAAAAUAAUCCAGGAUUUUAUGAUAGUUAACAAAGAGAGAAUUUUUUUGGAAAAUGUAGGAGCAGUAAAAGAACUCACGAAACUUACAAGUACUUUGGGAACCAGGAUAGAGAAACUUGAAAAAUUAAAUAAAGCAUUACCUCAUCGAAAGCAAGAAAGUUUUCGUUCUAUAUCUGGACUUAGUAAUUCACUCAGUUAUACGAGUAGCAUAACAAUUCAUUCUUCCUCAAAAUUGUCCUCCCCAAAGGACGCUUACAAAAAAAUUAUGGAUGAAACUUUAGGUGCUAGAACUUUUAGAUAUGCCUGGAACAAAAUGUUGAGAAACAAAUUCUUACAAUUUUCUUGUGCCUUUAUAACUUUAAUUAUGGGAUUUUGGUAA
Molecule: messenger RNA, 2865 nt
Organism: Gordionus sp. m RMFG-2023
Lineage: Eukaryota; Metazoa; Nematomorpha; Gordioida; Chordodea; Parachordodidae
Exons: 14
Coding region: 1-2865 (954 amino acids)
Biological process (GO): protein autoprocessing; positive regulation of DNA-templated transcription
Cellular component (GO): endoplasmic reticulum membrane; nucleus
Molecular function (GO): DNA-binding transcription factor activity; sequence-specific DNA binding
Source: RefSeq, a predicted model, not a curated record